AAGAUAACGAUGAUUUCGUUUACGUGCAAGGUGAGAAAGUGUUGGAUUACGUCCCGGUGAGCAAGAAGCACGACUACGAAGAGGAUGACACCGACAGUUUUAAGGAUAAGCUGAACAAAUUCAUGGUGCAAGUGCAGAAGAAACCAGACGAGCUUCAUUUCAGCAACGACGGUCUGAUACCUGCUGAAGAUAAUGUUGAUAUCGAGAGCGAGUACGGAGAGAUCGUUAGGAAGCCGGCGCCGGCGAAGAAGCGCAGGAAGAAACGUCCUCAUCAAGUGAAGCCGAACCUUCCGCAACUGAAUUCGACCAAUCGGAAUCGCGUCACCAACAUGAUGAGGAAGUACCUGGUGAGGAUGCACAAGAAGAAAGGGAGGAAAGUCAACAAAGAUCGCACCUUCAACGCAGUUCCGUUUAAUAAAAAGACCGAAUACAACGUGGCUUAUCAACUACCCGAUACGCAAGGUAAAUUCCUGUCGCAUCCUCUGGAACAUCUCAAGAACAAGACGAAACUCUUCGCCAACAAAUUCCUCAGUCUGUUCACGAUCAUACAAUUCGCCAACUCCAAGUGUCAGGCCUCGAACUCGCUAACGGAGUAUGAAGGUACCUGUUACUUGGCAACGGAAUGCGAACAGAUGAACGGGAUUGCCAUGGGGAAUUGCGCGGACGGUCACGGCGUCUGUUGCGUCUUUAAAGGAAGUUGCGGCGGGGUCGGCUCAAACAAUUGCACGUACUUCGAGAGUCCCGGUUAUCCCAAUUACUUCCCGGAGAACGGAGGUGUAGUCGUUCCUCCGGAGACGACGACCACGAAUCCGAACACACCGGAUCCGAGGUUAACGUUUUUGGUGAGGCAGGGACGUGCGGACGAUGAUCUCGCUAACGCUCUGUCGUGCAUCUACAAAGUGUACAAAUCGAGUGACAAUAUCAAACAGAUGCGCAUCGAUUUCAUAGAUCUAGAGUUGAAAGGUCCGACGAACGGCGUCUGCGUCGAUGAGAAACUGGUAAUUUCCGGUUCCGGUCUGAACACGAUGGUGCCCAUUCUGUGCGGAUACAACACCGGACAACACAUUUACGUGGAUGUCGAGAGUCUGUCGGGGCCAUUGCAGAUAGCGGUUUUGGCGAACAACAUCGAACGGAAGAGAUACAAAAUGAAGAUAUGUCAGUACGAUGACAGUUGCAGCGGAUUGAUGAGUUGCCUUCAGUAUUACACGGGCAUAAGCGGCGUCAUCAGCAGCUUCAAUUACGAGAAAGCUGCGACGUUCAGCAGAAGCGAUCCUCAAUAUCUGAACAAUCUCAAUUACGCGAUUUGCAUCAAGAGAGAACCGGGCUACUGUACGGUAACUUAUCGUACCACCGGCAACAACGUGCAGUAUCCGUUCGAGCUGAAGAACUUCGACGAAGAUGGAAUGCCCACAGUGCCGAACGGUCAAGCCGGCGUUGGAGUUAUCAACUGUCCCGACGAUUACAUCGUUGUAAACGGAAUCCGAUUGUGCGGAGAUCGACUGAACGACGGUUCGGUCGAAGAGGAUUUCUCACUGAAUGCUCCAGUCACUGAUAUGAGUAAUGGGCCUAUCGUGAUUCCGGUGAAGACGAGCGGUUCGGGAACUGGAAGAGGCUUCAAGCUGUUCUACAUGCAGAACAAAUGCGGAAACGGAAACGGAAUGGGGGGAGGAAACGUGCCGGAUCCGAGAACCUGACUGAUCCACGCGUUAAAUUUAACCGGGCACUAUUUAUUGUUAAAAAAAGAGCACCUAAUUUAUUUGUUAUUUAUUAAACGUCCUUCUCGUUAAUCCAAUACGAUAGUAGUUUUUCUUUCUUUCCUUCCU
This is a messenger RNA of Nicrophorus vespilloides, 1823 nucleotides long. RefSeq lists its product as uncharacterized. NCBI's taxonomy places the organism in Eukaryota, Metazoa, Arthropoda, Insecta, Coleoptera, Silphidae. Bases 123 to 1694 code for a protein of 523 amino acids. The record is from RefSeq and is a predicted model, not a curated record. The transcript is spliced from 7 exons.